AUGCCAAGGUCCAGAGGAGAGAUCCAGAAAUAUUUCUGUGCCCUGUGUCCUCAGUAUAAGCCUGUGGCAUUCGCUGUGCGCUGCAACUUCUCUUACACUCCAGCAGACGAUGACAAUGUCCCUGUACCGGGACAGGCUGUCACCUUUGAUGCCAGGGACUUCCUACACAUCAAAGAGAAGUUUAACAAUGAUUGGUGGAUCGGACGGCCGGUGAAGGAGGAUGGUGUGGUGGGCUUCAUCCCCAGUCCAGUCAAUCUGGAAACCAUUCUGAUCAGAAGAGAAGUCCAGGCGAGGAAAGCUGCCAAGGCCUUAGCUAACAAAGCAGCAGCUCAAGCAGCUCAAGAUAUGAACUCAAAGAAAUACACUCCGCCAUCACAAGCUAAUCAGCAAGUGAAAAAGAAACCGGGGGAGCAUGUGGCUAUGUAUGAUGUAGUGCCUACAAUGCGUCCUGUGGUUUUAAUGGGACCAUCACUGAAGGGCUUAGAGGUUACAGAUAUGAUGCAAAAAGCACUAUUUGACUUUUUAAAACAUCGAUUUGAAGGCAGGAUUACUAUUACACGGGUCACAGCAGACAUCUCCCUGGCUAAACGAUCCAUCCUCAACAACCCUGGCAAAAAAGCCUUAAUUGACCGAUCCAACACCCGCUCCAAUUUAGAUGCUGCCGCCCAGAUCCAGGGGGAGGUGGAGCGUAUCUUUGAGCUUGCCCGCAGCCUGCAGCUGGUGGUUCUAGAUGCAGAUACAGUAAACCACCCUCUUCAGGUGUCUAAGACCUCCCUGGCUCCAAUCCUGGUCUAUGUUAAGAUCUCCUCACCAAAAGUGUUAACCAGACUGAUAAAGACUAGAGGGAAGUCUCAGACAAAGCAUCUUAAUGUUCAGCUGGUGGCAGCAGACAAACUUGCCCAGUGUCCACCAGAAAUGUUUGAUGUCAUCUUAGAUGAGAACCAGCUAACAGAUGCUUGUGAACACAUUGCUGAUUACCUGGAGUCUUACUGGAGAGCCACUCAUCCACCAGAGAUGGAGCCCACCAACGCACUGGUGGCCCAGCUGGCUGAGAAUACACUGCCCACUAGUCCUUCAGCAAUACCGGAUGAGCAGAAAAACAAGAAGUCAGCAGCCCCAAAGAGGAAGGGUUCAUGUGAGAACCACCUAGACCAGGAGCCUGCUUCAGCUCAGGCCCAGAAACAGAACACUGAGGAGGGCCAAAGAGAUGAGAAAGAGCACCUCCUGAAGACUGAACCAAAGAGACCCCAGCACACCCACCACCAUCACCACCGCCGCCGCCGGAUGGAGCACCACAGCCACACCCAGCACAGCCAAACAUCUGGUGGCAUGAAUGUACAGUCGAGCAAUGACUUCAGCCAGAGGCUUCUCCAUAGGCACCCGCCUGAGGACAGGGAGGAGGAGGUGGAAGAUGUGGUGGAGGAAGGCAAGGACUAUAACCACCGGGGCCAUAACCACCACCAUCAUAACAGCAACCAUCACCAUCACCAGCGCCAUCAACAUCACCGUGGGAACAGCCAGCAACAUGUCAGAGAAAACUAUGAACAGCAGCACAGUGAGCGCAAUCGGCAGCACAGGCAUCACCAGCAUAUUCCACCACGGACACACCACACGGGCCACUAUCCCAUACACAAUCAUCACAACUACCAUCAGUACCACGGCAGAGACAGGGACAGAGAUAGGAAUAGGGAUAAGGAC
This is a messenger RNA of Monopterus albus (swamp eel), 1698 nucleotides long. RefSeq names its product calcium channel, voltage-dependent, beta 2b (gene cacnb2b). Gene Ontology annotation, biological process: calcium ion transmembrane transport. The transcript is spliced from 13 exons. Gene Ontology annotation, cellular component: voltage-gated calcium channel complex. The annotation marks the transcript as partial. Lineage: Eukaryota; Metazoa; Chordata; Actinopteri; Synbranchiformes; Synbranchidae. The record is from RefSeq and is a predicted model, not a curated record. Gene Ontology annotation, molecular function: voltage-gated calcium channel activity; protein binding.